CUUGCCAUAGCUAGACAAUGUCAAUUUGUCACAAGGCAAGGCUAAGUUAGAAAACUGAUUUUUUGCAAGUUUUUAUUCUGUUAUUAAUUAAAUUAGUGCCGUAUAAGGUUUCUUUCUGUUACAGAUAAUUGGUGUGUGUAAAAUAUACUGGAAUAAUGUGGCUGCAGGAAGUUGAAGAGGUAUUUAAAGGCUAUUUGCCAUACUACAUUUUAAUAUUUCUACCAAUAUUCAUUAUAGUCUCUCCAGCUAAUCCUGUGUUAGCCUCAUCUGAAUUUCCAGUAUAUAGAAUGCCACAUUAUGAUUUACACGGAAUAUCUCAUGGUUGUAGGAGUGCAGGUAUAAAUUUAGAAGCCAAAUCCCUGACUAACUGGAAUAAUGCUAGACAUUGUGUUGUAACUAACUUUAAAUCAUUGACUGUGGAUAGUUUUAAAAAUAUCAAAUCUAAAGCUGGAGCUUUACUGGCAAUGUUACCAGAAAAUUUAUCAAGUUUAUCAUCAGAAGAGUAUCAGCACCUUCUUCUAUUAGAAAAUGUCAUGUUGGCACAGGAGGUGACAAUUCCAGUAUAUUUUGUAAAAUAUUCUCCAGAAUUAAAAUCCAUAAUAGAAGACAUUGAAAGUAAUAUUGAAGACAAUCUGAGUAAGUCAGCAACUGAAGCUAUGAUAAAUUCUAUAGCUGGUAAUGGAUAUCAGAUAAUUAUUUCUGCUAGUACUCCUACUGUUAGAACUGAUGCUAGGAUUGCUACUAUACAUGGACAACUGUCUGGUUAUAGUGCCGAUGGAAAAAUUCCUACCAUAGCUGUAGUUGCCUAUUAUGAUAGUUUUGGAGUAGCACCUGAUUUAUCAUUUGGAGCUGAUUCAAACGGAUCAGGAGUAGUAAUCCUUUUGGAAUUAGUCAGAAUAUUUUCUACUCUUUACGCAGACCAAAAGACCCGUGGUCGAUAUAACAUAGUUUUUGUUUUAUCCGGGGGUGGAAAGAUGAAUUACCAAGGAAGUAAAAAAUGGUUAGAGGAACAGUUAGAUUCUGUAGACGGAUCUAUAAUUCAGGAAGUUUCAUACGUCAUGUGCCUCGAUACGUUGGCAGCCAAUGACUCAAUUUACUUGCACGUUUCAAAACCCCCCAAGGAAGGGUCGCCUACAUCACAAUUUUAUAAAGAAUUAAAAUCUGCAGCUAGCAAUAUACAACCAUCCGCUUCCGUGGAAGGAGUACAUAAAAAAAUCAAUCUGGCAGAUGAUAUUUUAGGUUGGGAACAUGAGCGAUUUAGUAUAAGAAGACUCCCAGCUUUUACCAUAUCUACGUUAAAAACCCAUAGAGAUUUUAGAAAAUCGACAAUAAUGGAUACGUGGGGAAAUUUAAAUAUGGAAAGGUUGGUGAAAAAUACCAAUAUCGUUGCAGAAGCAUUAGCUAGACAUAUUUAUGGUGAAUCUUAUGAAUCCGUUUUCGGAAGUUCUUUGAAAAUAAGUAGAAAAAAUAUUGAAAGUUGGGCCAAUACUAUAUCUAGUGAAGCUCGAUCACCUCAAUUAAUAAGUACAAAAGACAAUCCCUUGGUAGCCUUCAUUUAAACAAACUUUUAAUGAAUUUUUAAGGGAAGUUAAAGUUACAGUAGCUGUACCUGACAAAAGAGAUCCAGAUUUCCAAUUUUAUCAUAAUACCGGGGGAGUCGUCAACGUUUACAGCGUUAAGACCAGCUAUAUUCGACCUCGUUUUGACUAUCGCUAUCGUAUUGUACCUGGUAAUAAUAUAUUUUUUGAUAGAACGCUUUCCUGCAUUGUACAAAAUAGCCUGUUCGUUCACAGCCAACAAAAAGAUCAAAAGCAAUUAACCAAAUAUUGAGUGCUGCGUAGUCAUUAUUAGUUUUUUUAUUAUUUUUUUUUGUUCAAUAUAUUUGUUAUAAUAUAUAUUCUAUACAUAUUUUACAUCGAAUAAUUUUUACGUCUGUGAUUGUGAAUUAUGCGACGUUUUUGUUCAAAGACCAGACUCAAAAAACUCAAAACUGUUUUACCUGCAAUAAUUUAAAAUAAAUACGUUACUUUAUCA
This is a messenger RNA of Diabrotica balteata, 2034 nucleotides long. Lineage: Eukaryota; Metazoa; Arthropoda; Insecta; Coleoptera; Chrysomelidae. The record is from the annotation of a GenBank genome assembly.